UGGGAAUCUUCUGGAAUCUUGCAAAUAGAUUGUGUGUUGUUAGGUACGGUACAGUUUUACUCUUUUUCACGGCCAGUUAAGUUAAAAUGUAUUAAACUGUCUAGAAGGCGUUUCCGCUCCUGGCUUGGUGUACUUCCGCUUGUUGCGGAUCCCGAACGCCUCUCGAAAACGUCUAGAAAGUUGUUUUUAAUACCUAAUUAUCUUUCCGUAAUCUGCUUUUAACCCAUUUCUUGGGGAGCAGUGAGCUGCCACUCGGGGAAGCAUACAUACUAACAUGCUCGGGGACCUGGCGUGGCAGUAUGGGAUUAGAACCGGAGACCUUGCAGCCUUCACAGGAAGAAAACGCCUCGCUUUAACCACUAGGACGUGAGGUCUGUAACCUCUAAAUAUUUCUGGGCUAUUUUGCUGCACAGAAAGUAACUCACAUUCAUUAGUAAUCUGGACUAUUAGCCUCCGGGGAGCUAACGCUGCUAACAACAGAGACGUAAUCAGUGUUUAUUACGUUGGAAGCUUUUUUAUGGUUCAGAGCUACAAGACGAGUCCAGACUCCGAGUUAAUCAGAAUGUGCGGGACAGACUCCAUCCUCUGUGGACACCUCCUCUAACCUUGAUGUCCAGCUGAGGACCGAGAGACUGGGGACAGUUCCAGAGAGGACACAGAGCUGCUGACCAAGUUUCAAUCAGAAGAUACAGGUUACAUGACUGAAACCUUGAUCUACUAGAACAGGUGAAGGUUCUAGACCAGGAUUGUGAAAAGGAGAAUCCCAGGUUUACAGAGGAUGUCUGAGAUGAUGAAGGUUGAAGCAGAGGAGCCUGGACUGUGUCUGGUGUCCUCCAUACCUGCAGCAUCCACAUCAGAACUGGAGCAGAAACAAGACAACAAGGAUCCCAUCCAUCAGGUUUUGGUGGUAAAAGAAGAAGUUCCCCAUGACUGGAGCCCUAGUUUGGACCAACUGGAAACCAAACCCCCCCACAUAAAGGAUGAAGAGCAGGAACAGUGGAUCAGUCAGGAGGAAGAGCAGCACACUGUGAAGAUUGAAGAUGAAGAGAAACCUCAGUUAUCAGAGCUUCAUCACUUAAAAUCCGAAGACAACAGAGAGACACAAGCUCGAACUAGCAGCUCGGCUGAAGAGCUGAAAACAGAACCUGAUGGAGAGGACUGUGAAGGACCAGAACCAGACAGGAACCCAGAUCCAGUAUCUCUUUCUCAUCAAACCAAGAUGAUAGUUAAAAAAGGAGGUAAAACAUCUAAGCUGUGUUCCAAACGUACAUCUAAGAUUGGAGUAAAAACUGAAGAGAAACCAUUUGGGUGCACUGUUUGUGACAAAAGAUUCAAAUGUAAGGAUUCUGUAAAAUUACACAUGAUGGUUCACACUGGAAAGGGGGAACAUAGUUGUGAUCUUUGUGGUAAAACAUUUAGAGUAAAGUGUUACCUUCAAACACAUAUGAGAGUCCACAAUGGAGAAAAACCAUUUGCUUGUGAUAUUUGCUCUAAAAGAUUUUAUGCAAAGGCAUAUCUUAAACUUCACAUGAAACUCCAUUCUGCAGAAAACCCUUUUUCUUGUGAUAUUUGUGGUACACGAUUUAAAAUUAGGGAAAGGCUUAAGAAGCACAUGUGGAGGCACAAUGGAGAGAAACCAUUUGUAUGUGGUAUUUGUAGUAAAAGGUAUUUACAAAAAGAGGGUCUAAGAAAUCAUUUGCGUGUUCAUACUGGAGAAAAAGAAAAAGCAUUCAUUUGUUUGUUUUGUAGUAAAGGAUUUUCACAAAAACAGGGCCUGAAAACUCACAUGCGCAUUCAUACAGGUGAGAAACCUUUUUUUUGUAGCGUUUGUAGUCAAGGAUUUUCACAAAAAGGAGAUCUAAACCGUCACAAGCGUAUUCACACAGGCGAGAAACCGUGUAUUUGUAGUGUUUGCAGUCAAGGAUUUUCUCGAAAAGGGGAUCUCACCCGUCACAUGCGCGUUCACACGGGCGAGAAACCAUUUGUUUGUUGUGUUUGCAGUCAAGGAUUUUCACGAAAAGAGGAUCUAAAGAGUCACAUGCGCGUUCACACAGGUGAGAAACCGUUUAUUUGUAGUGUUUGCACUCAGGGAUUCUCACAAAAAGAGAGCUUGAAAACUCAUAUACUCCUUCACACGGGCGAGAAACCAUUUAUUUGUAGUGUUUGCAGUCAAGGAUUUUCACAAAAAUGGGAUUUAAAGAGUCACAUGCGUGUUCACAUUGGUGAGAAACAGUUUGUGUGUGAAGUUUGUAGUAAAGGAUUUUCACAAAAAGAGCAUCUAAAGACUCACAUGCGCGUUCACACAGGGGAAAAACCAUUUACCUGUCAUAUCUGUGGUAAAGGAUUUUCCCAGUCAGGAGGACUGAAAACACACAUAGCUGUUCACACCAAACAAUUUAGCUGUAGUGAGUGUGGAAAAUGUUUUGUAAAGCGAAUAUCAUUGGAACGACACAUGAGACUUCACUCUGAGGAGAGACCAUUUGGUUGUGAUGUCUGUAAAAGCAGAUUUAAACACAAGUCUCACCUUGAAAGUCACAUGAAAAUCCAUUCAGGGGAGUAACCACCGCUGUGUAGUGUUUCCUGUGAAGCAUUUGCACAACAUGGAGUUCUGCAGAAACAUAUAAAUCAGGGUUGUCCAACUUUUGAGCAUGUGAAUUUUUUAACCUGCUCUACAAAUAUAAUCGUUUUAAUUAAACAAAUCAGUCAAAUUUUUCAGAGGAAAGGGAUGUACAGUAUCAUGUAUAUCCAAAAGUAAAAAAAAAAAAAAAAAGUUCUCUCCCAUUUGACGUGUUAAAGGAUGGUCACCCAGUCUGCAAAGUACUUUGGGCUCGGUUGGGGUGACAAAAAAAAAUUAUUAUUUUUGCUUUAGCAAUAGUAAUUAUCAGGAUUGGUCUCAGUAUUUCUUUGAGAACAAUUGCUGUACUUAACCAAUUUUAAUAAAUUAAUUCAAAGCGGAUUUUACUCCACCAAAGUGUGCAUUUGGUUAAAAGUCAUCAGAUAGAUGCUGUCCUAUUUACCUUUAGGUGAGAAUGUAAAAAAUUUUGUUAAUUAAAGACAAAUGCUUUGUUUUUCACUGAAUAUUUUCAAUUGUAUGAUUUUAUCUUGUCUGUAAUAAUUUUUUCCUAAACAAAAAUAAAUAAUAAAUCCUUCCAUCUGUACUAGGCACCUAUGCUGAUGAGCCAAAAGUUUCUCGAAAUGGAGUUGGGGUGGCUGCACAAAAUCAGUAUAGGGGCUGAACUUUUAACAUGCCUGAUUUAAAUGGGCACGAGGGAUGCAAACAAUGAUACUUCUGACAAUAGACCAGGGCUGAGCGAU
Messenger RNA from Fundulus heteroclitus (mummichog), 3315 nucleotides. Its product is annotated as gastrula zinc finger protein XlCGF57.1. Lineage: Eukaryota; Metazoa; Chordata; Actinopteri; Cyprinodontiformes; Fundulidae. Bases 779 to 2560 code for a protein of 593 amino acids. Gene Ontology annotation, cellular component: nucleus. Gene Ontology annotation, biological process: regulation of transcription by RNA polymerase II. The transcript is spliced from 3 exons. Gene Ontology annotation, molecular function: RNA polymerase II cis-regulatory region sequence-specific DNA binding; DNA-binding transcription activator activity, RNA polymerase II-specific. The record is from RefSeq and is a predicted model, not a curated record.